Molecule: messenger RNA, 1650 nt
Organism: Mya arenaria
Lineage: Eukaryota; Metazoa; Mollusca; Bivalvia; Myida; Myidae
Exons: 2
Coding region: 87-887 (266 amino acids)
Molecular function (GO): protein binding
Source: RefSeq, a predicted model, not a curated record
UAGGAGGCUGAGAGAAGUGUCGCCUUAUUCCAUUCGGCGAAUCGUUCAGCUGAUACCAUAACUCAGAGAGAAGAACUAUUCUCAAAAUGUAUCUCUGCAAACGUGUUCGGGAAUUAUUUGUCUUACUUCUCGUCAUUGAACCCUCACUGUGUGACGUGAAUGAACCGCGAUAUUACAGCCGAUUUGACUACGACGAGAAAAUGUUGGAGAAAUUGGUGAGAACUGAAAUCAAGAUGGAGGAAAUUCUCGGUAAAUUGGAAGUGUUGGAAAAAAGACAAACCAACGUUGAAACUGAAGUGGACAAUUCUGUAAAGGAAAUACACGGUCUGGCAAAGAAACACGACGAUUUGAAAACCGAACUGAACAAUUCAAAUGCUGCCGUGGAAACAUUUGAAAACAUGACAAAAUCUGAUAUUGGCGGACUUGAAAAAACAAUCAAAAUGAACGUUCAGCGUCUCGACGCUAUAUUCACAAAUAUAACAGAGAGUAAGCUUACAGCUCCCGUCGCCUUCUUCGCCAGACCUGUGACCGACUUUACAUCAUCCAGCGGCCAGACGCUAGUGUUCGACUCCGUGAUCACAGAUGUUGGCGGCGGUUACAACCCGGGGACAGGCGUUUUUACCGCCCCGGCCGACGGUCUCUACGAGAUCUCCAUCGCUGUCAUGGUUAAAAUGUCCUCGUCGGCGAAAAAGGCUGAAUUUAAUUUAAGGAAGAACGACAGUAUUGUAAUGUGGUUUAUUGUAAAUGCAAAUGACAUUGUUUACGAGACGACUUCGGGAACUGGCCUUCUCUCCCUGCAGGUCGGGGACACAGUUCGUGUUACAUGUUACACUAGUGGACAAUAUAUUCAUGGCUCAUACACGUUCUUCUCAGGUUUCAAGCUGUAGUUAGUUUAGAAACUUACAUUUUGUGCAUAAUUGCAGUUCUCUCAUAUAUAAAGUUUGUCGUACAAGACUAAUAUGGAUACUGGUUGUGUAAUUGAAGUCAGGAAAAAAGGAUUAACCUGAGACCUUAAUGUAACUGAAAAGUCAAUAAGACUUAGACCUAUAAUGUUAUUAAUUAGGUGAUUUCAUAUUGGCUCAGUUAUUUGUCUGAGGUAAGCUGUAUUUGCCUGAGCCCAAAUGUACUUAUAGCGAAUAUGGGCCGAGCGAUAUGUCGUUUAACUGUUGUCUGCUGCUUUUACAGUAAGGCAUCGAAUUUUGCUAUUGUACACUUUCACUUUCGUUUUGAAUAGUUGGAAAAGCGCUAAUUUUCAAUCAUCUUAGAAGUUAUUAUUUCAUUGGCAAAUACGUUUCGAGAUAAUAGAAGGCUAAAGGAAAUAGUAAGUAUUCAUAAACAAAUAGUAUUUGGAAUACUAAUAUAUUUGAUAUGCACUUAAUGCUUAACUUUUGAUAUGGGGUAUGAAAUUAGUGUAGAGACUGAAUUUCUCAAUAAAAACAACAGUUAAUGAGGCAACGUGAUCGUAAAAUGAAAUAAGAUGGUUGAAUAAUAAUAAUCAUGAUGCGAACAGCGAUUUAUAGUAAUAAUGUUGUUUUCUGAAAAUAUGAAGAUAUAAGGCAAAACCCCUACGGAAAAAGACUUAACGUUGAAAAUGGACUAUUCCAACUGGUUAGGACCGUUCAAUGUGGUCACGUGAUAUCAUGAGUAUAA